Helianthus annuus (common sunflower) is the source of this 742-nucleotide messenger RNA. Its product is annotated as calvin cycle protein CP12-3, chloroplastic. The coding region runs from base 89 to 499 and encodes 136 amino acids. The record is from RefSeq and is a predicted model, not a curated record. The transcript is spliced from 2 exons. Lineage: Eukaryota; Viridiplantae; Streptophyta; Magnoliopsida; Asterales; Asteraceae. Gene Ontology annotation, cellular component: chloroplast. Gene Ontology annotation, biological process: negative regulation of reductive pentose-phosphate cycle.
UAUUCCCACUCAUUUCCCUUCCGAACAACCAAAAAAGCAGUUCACGGGUGUUCUUGAAGCUUUCAACUUGAAUUUUCUUCAAUCUUCCAUGGAGAUGAGUUUCGUGACCUUCAAGUUUCCACAAUCUCUCAGAUCUGUCGAACAAGUCGCCACUAACACGAUCCACACUCCGAUCUGUGCUCCAGUAAGAUCACCACAAACAUCUCGCCGAACUUCAGUUGCAGUGAACGCGAUCGGCGGAGGAUCGGCAAAGUACAAAGGCACACAGAUGAGAGAGAAGAAACUAACGGAGUUAAUUGAGGCAAAAGUCGCUGAAGCGACACAAGUUUGUGAAGCAGAUCGUGAUUCCGACGAGUGUAAGGUAGCGUGGGAUGAAGUGGAAGAGGUUAGUCAGGCGAAAGCAGAUCUACGUCGGAAACUGGAAGAGAAUAAGGAUCCGUUGCAGUCGUUUUGUCAUGAAAAUCCAGAAACGGAUGAGUGUCGGAUCUACGAAGCCUGAAAGUGAAAGCUACCGGCAGGUGAUCGGUGUAUUCUCCGGCGAUAGAUCAAAUUGGAAUCCGAAUAAGUAUUGGUAGUGUGGUAAUUCUUGCUUGUUUGGUAAUAAGUGGAGGACCCCAUUCCAGCUAAGCAUCUGGGAUUCUGGAUAAGGGUUGUGAAAGGUCAAAGGUGUGUUAUUAUAAUUAAGACUUUUAGGGAGUCAUAUAUUUAAUGUUAAAUUAAUAUUUAAUUAUAUUUGUUGUUU